Messenger RNA from Bombyx mandarina (wild silkworm), 1208 nucleotides. It is a transcript of the gene Snx21, whose product is annotated as Sorting nexin 21. NCBI's taxonomy places the organism in Eukaryota, Metazoa, Arthropoda, Insecta, Lepidoptera, Bombycidae. Gene Ontology annotation, cellular component: early endosome membrane. The record is from RefSeq and is a predicted model, not a curated record. Gene Ontology annotation, biological process: protein transport. Gene Ontology annotation, molecular function: phosphatidylinositol phosphate binding.
UAGCGCAACAUUUUGUUGUUUUCAUUUAUCAUUGUUUUGUUUUGCUUAAAGUGUCGUUGUAUUUAAACGCAUAUAUUUUCUAUUAUUAAUGUAACAAAAGAUUAAAAAUGUUGCGAUUCAAAAUUAUUUCGUCACGGACAGUGGAUAGUUCUGAGACCGAGAAGAAAUUUGUAGCCUACAUGGUACAGGUGAAUCGAGAAACGGAUUUGGCUGAUCAAGAUCCUGCGAACGUUGAAAGAAGAUACACCCAUUUUUUGGAUCUAUAUAAUGGUUUAAAAAAGGAACAACCGACGCUGCUUAAUAAUUUAUCAUUUCCGAGAAAGACUGUAGUAGGCAACUUUGAUGCCAAUUUAAUAUCUACUCGUUGUGCAGCAUUUGAAUCACUGUUGGAUUUAAUGAGCAAUGACUCAAGACUCCGAGAUUGUCCGGCAGCAAUCACAUUCUUCCAGGAUGUGGAAUUGAGUGAAGCCAAGAGACUAAUUAAUGAGGGUAAAUUUGACCAGGCACUGUCCAUACUAGAAACAAGUUUCAAAUUAUUAAAUAAGGUUUAUACAGACAGAUCAAGGGUGGUGCUUUGUGCUCUUUGUCGGAUUGUGGCAUGCGCUGGAGCUAGUGAUGGUACAUUAGCAGGGCCAGUGGAACGGUGGGCACAGCUUGCACUACGAAGAUACGAAGCAGUCAGUGAUUCUGAUUUACUCCUGAUAUACAUACCAUUGCUUCACACUUGCAUAAACAUUUGGGAAACACUUGGUAGAGAUAAAUCGAAGUUAGUUGAAGAACUAAAUGACCUUCGCAAACGAGGAAUGAAGGUGGAUUCCGUGCCCACAUUAAUGGAAGCAGUCGACACUUUAGACACCAUGUAAUUAUUAAACAUCAAUAUAUAAUGACAUAUACCGAGAGGUAUUUAAAGGAAUCAUCAUUAUUAUUAUGAUUUUAAUGUUCGGUAAUGUAGACUCCAGCUUUGAUGUAAUUAUGAAAGUGUCCUUUGUUAUUUUUUGUGUUCAAAUAUGGCAACCUAAUUUUGUAUGGUGAUGAAUAACCCCGCUGUAGUCUAUGUUUGAAUUGCCUGCCACGUUCUCUAUUGUCUUCGGCAUAUAAAUUUAUCUCUAAAGGCUGAUUGAUAUAUAUAUAAUAUCAUCUCACUGUAGCUUUCAAUAUUACUAUACACAAGUAAAUUGUAUUGCUUCCUAGUAUAAUAUUAUUGUAGC